Aphanomyces astaci is the source of this 1110-nucleotide messenger RNA. RefSeq lists its product as hypothetical. The coding region runs from base 33 to 1040 and encodes 335 amino acids. Gene Ontology annotation, cellular component: membrane. Gene Ontology annotation, molecular function: magnesium ion transmembrane transporter activity. The record is from RefSeq and is a predicted model, not a curated record. The transcript is spliced from 3 exons. Lineage: Eukaryota; Oomycota; Saprolegniomycetes; Saprolegniales; Verrucalvaceae. Gene Ontology annotation, biological process: magnesium ion transport.
GGGAAAACCGACCCAACAAGUCGCAAACGAACAUGGUAGAUCUACUAGGCUGGCCAUUUGGGCUGCUCUUGAGCUUCAUAGCGUCCAUCGUCGGCGUCUUGGGCAAGAUCAUGAUCAAGCUGUCCUUCCGACCGAGCGUGGCCUUGGAAUCGUCGGAAGCCACGUGCUGGUGGGGCGGAGGCAUGGCCUUGAUCGUGGUCGUGAACCCGGCGUUGUGCAUCUCGGCGUACAAGUUUGCGCCGCAGUCGCUCCUGGCGCCCAUGGGUGGACUGUGUGUGGUGUGGAACACCGUGCUUUCACCGUACAUCCUCAACGAGACCCUCAGGACUCGGGACAUGAUUGGAGCCACAAUCAUCUUUCUCGGCUGUGUCGUUGUCGGAGGAGUCGGCAGCCAUCAAACGCAUGACAUCCCCAUCAACGAGCUGGCCUCACACUUCACAUCUGCCCCCUUCCUCGUGUACAUCACGACGUACAUCGUUGUCUUGAUGAUAUUGUUGCGCUGCGCGUCACCUGCCUUCUUCCAAGCUUGGGGAUACCACCAUCGUCGCCGCGAUGACGAAAUCUCAGACGAUCCAAACGUCAUCUUCAAAAGCACAUGCUGCCGCGUGUCCUUGGCAUCGAUGGCGGGCAGCAUCAGCGGGCAAUUGUAUUGCAUGUGUGCGCUGCUGAGGCUCACACACAACGACCCUCGGGAAGUGUUUACGACCCCGUUAGUGUACGUCGUGGGUCUGGCCGCUCUGGGGUUUGCCAUGUCUGGGCUGUACCUGAUGAACAUGGCGCUGCAUCUGUACGAUGCUCUGUUUGUCAUUUACAUCUACGAAGCCACGUUGCUCAUGGGCGGGGCCAUCUCUGGCAUUUGCUUCUUUGGGGACAUGAAGGACCUGAGUGGUUGGCACUGGGGGGUUUACAGCGCCGGCAUCGCGUUCAUCCUCGUGGGGAUUGUCGUGCUCUCGACGGGGGAUCGCCCGUUGUCAUUGUCCGAAGGAGACCAUCACCAGUACAACGACGACCUCCACGCGGUUAAGCAGACAUUGCUUUGAUGAACAAACAUGAGACGUUAAGUACAAAGUGUAUAAUAAUGGUUGUUCCAAACGUUUCAUCUUUAGCCUA